This is a messenger RNA of Cooperia oncophora, 411 nucleotides long. Lineage: Eukaryota; Metazoa; Nematoda; Chromadorea; Rhabditida; Trichostrongylidae. The record is from the annotation of a GenBank genome assembly.
CAGGUCUCCGGCACGGCCAUUCGCCCUACAGGAAUCUCUCGCUGUGCAGUAUGUGAAGUUCCCACCCAAAUCAUCGCGGUUCAUUCUCAAGAUACUGUAGUGCCUUCAUGCCCAGCCGGCUGGAGAGGACUAUGGACUGGUUAUUCAUUCGUGAUGCAUACGGCAGCUGGCGCUGAAGGAACAGGGCAAUCUCUACAGUCACCUGGUUCUUGUUUGGAAGAGUUCCGAGCAGUACCGUUCAUUGAAUGUCACGGACGAGGCACAUGCAACCACUACGCCACGAACCACGGUUUCUGGCUUGCUAUUGUCGACAGUGACAAGCAGUUCCGUAAGCCGAUGUCACAAACGCUCAAAGCGGGCGGCUUGAAGGAUCGCGUGUCGCGCUGCCAAGUUUGUCUGAAGAAUCGAUAA